Messenger RNA from Bursaphelenchus okinawaensis, 6365 nucleotides. The record is from the annotation of a GenBank genome assembly. NCBI's taxonomy places the organism in Eukaryota, Metazoa, Nematoda, Chromadorea, Rhabditida, Aphelenchoididae.
AUGAAUGCUGUUGAGGUUCUACAUGUCCUUGUGGCGUGCUUAUGGUGCUGUGCUGAAGCUAAAAGAACGCCAAAACGUUUUCGUAAGUGGAUUUGCACCAAUCUGUCACGCUAGCCCUAAUAUCUAAUUUUGCGUUCAUCAAGCUUAAUAUCUAAUGGUUUCUCCAUCAAGCUGAAGACCCUUUUCUUAUGUUCACCAGCCUUAAUAUGUCUUUCUGAUGAACACAAAGCUUAAUAUCCAAUUUCAUGUUUGUCAAGCUUAAUAUCUAAUGCUUUAUCCAUCAAGAAUAAUAUGUUGUUUUAUGUUCAUCACGCUUAACGUGCGCUUUUAAUGUCUAUAUUAGUGUAGACAGCUUAAUCUUUGAUUUUUUUACUAUGGGUAAUAUUUAAUGCACAGUACAAUCCCAUCAUGGUAAUUAACGCAAGGAAAGAUGUAUGAUAGAAUACGGUAAAAUCUUUUUAGUAUAACCUAGUAAACCAUCUGUAUAAGAAACUCUCUUUAUAGUAACAAGAAAUUAGGUCCCGUCAAGUCAAUUUGCACUAAAACAUUAUUCUGUAAAGGUAACAACCCCUAUAGUAAACACAAAAUACCGGUCCCUUUGGGUUGUCUAUAUAGAGAGAGUACUGUAGUGUAAUACCCUCUUUAUAUUACGUGCCGACAUAAAGAACCCGCCAUACUUUUUUUGUAAUUUCUUGUGAAAAAUGGCGGGUUCUUUAUGUCGGCAUUUAAUAUUUAACAGCUUCCUGACCGCUCUUUGUAAUAAGACUUCUAUCAAAAAUUAGUGUGAUACACUGGUCAUAGUAAACUGGGUGGUGUGACACCCUAGUCAUAGUAACCAGAGUAGUGUGACACCCUAGUCAAAGUAGCCUAGGUAGCGUGACACCCUAGUUAUAGUAGCCUGGGUAGUGUGACACAAAUUUUGAAUUUUUUAAAAUUUUUAACUUUUUACAGUUUUGUAAAAAUUUUUACUAUACUACUGUUUACUAAAGUAAAUAUAGAGCUUAGCGUUCAAAUGUCCUCAUUUCUGAUUUUAGACGUGCGUGAGAAUGCAAAAGUGUUUCAGCCUAUUAAUCUUUUAUUAGUACUAGAAAUUAGUAGCAAAUUAGAUGUUCAAUAUAAACAUGUUUGUCAUGCUGAGUUCAUUUAUUAUGAACAGAAUUAGAAAAUUCAAAAUUUUGCAAAAAUUUAUAAAUUGUCUGGUACAACCAUGCUGUUCUGCACUGUCUUUCUUUACUCUAUUUUACUCUACCUUGCUCUACCUUAGCCGUACUCUACCUUACUGAAGUUGUACUACACUCACUUUUUUCUUAACAGUACUAUACAGCCAUUAUAUUAUCAACAGCACAGUUGUAUUUUUCCCCUCCCCCCCUCCAAGUACACUAAUACCUUUAACUUACGUACAACAUAGUACGGUAGUACACUUACUUUUCGUCUUAAUAGUACUUUACUAGCCUUAUCUUAUCUACAACACGGUAAUGCUUUCUCUUCUCUCCAGUAUAGUACUACCUUUAACUUACGUAUAGCAUAGUACCGUAGUACACUUACUUUUUGUUUUAAUAGUACUUUACUAGCUUUAUCUUAUCUACAACACGGUAACGCUUUUAUUCUCCCAAGUAUAGUACUACCUUUGACUUACGUACAGUUAGACAUGAGAAACGGGCCGGGCCUAAAAAUUAGGCCGGGCCUGGAAAAAAAUUUCUAAAUUUUUUAAAAUUUUUUAUUUCAAUCCCCGUUUAUGUUUUUAGAUUUUAUUGGGUCCUAUGAUCCAUAAAUGAUCUAAAAAACAAUUUAAAGCCAAUUAUACGUUUAGUUUUUAAGUUUUAAAAUUUUUUAAAUUUUUUUAAAACGGGCCGGGCCGGGCCUGACCAAAAUAAAAAACGAGCCGGGCCUAAAAGUUAGGCCCGGCUCGCGGGCCGGGCUUGAAAACUGGGCUCGGCCCGGCCCGUUUCUCAUGUCUACGUACAGUAUGGUACUCUACUAUACUUACUCCUUUUCUUAGUAGUGCUGUAGUGUCUUGUAUCUUUAUAUCAUCAACAACAGCGCUGAUAUCCUAUUUUCUGUUUCCCUUUUUCUAAGUACAGUACUACCUUUAGCUUACAUAUAGUAAAGUACCGUACUACACUUACCUUACUAACACUUUUAAUAUACUACACUUAUCGUACUGGCAACAAAGUAUUUACGUACUUACUCUAUCUCAAAAAAAAGUACAGUAAGCUUCUCUCAUUCUUGCCCCCCCCCCUCUCUCUCACCCCAACGCCAAUUCCAAAACAAAAAUCAAUCGAAUCUCUUUAAGAGCAGCCGAGCACGCUUCUGAAGCAGCACGUCGUAACCACGGUGCAUUAUGAUGGCAAUGUUUUAGACUAUGGUUUUGUACCGGAAGAUCCCAAGCCCGUCGUGAUGACUUCUACCGUCGUCCCCGUAGCCGAAGCCGGGCCACAGUUGUGGCCAUUGGGGAGGAUACCCUUUGUGGAUGAUCCAGAUUUGGUAAAGAAUGAGGAUCAAGCGGUAGCGUUGAAUAACGCACGGAUGGACUUGCAGAUUCGAACUUGUGUCAAGUUUGUGCCGCGGAAGAACGAAAGGGAUUAUGUCUACUUUACAGACCUUGGCAUGGAUGUUGAGUAAGUUAUUUAAAAAAAAUAUUUUCAUGCUUAAAAUGAUCAAAAAUAAAUUUUUAUGCUAUUUUUUUACUGUUUAAUGUUGUAAAAUGUCAUUUUUUGAGAUUUUAUAGACUUAAAACAGAAUGCCAAAUUUGGCAAAAAAAGGAAAAUUUAAAUAAAAAUGUCAUUUAAUGCUUAAAAUAAGUGAGAAAAAACAUUUUUUAUGCUUGACUAUAAUCAAAAAUGUCAUUUUUCGUUAUGUUGAAACACUUGAAGCAGAAUGCCAAAGUUGGCGCAAAAAUAAAAAUUUAAACAAAAAUGCCAUUUUUAAUAGUAUUAAACUAGAAAAAUUACAAAUUAACUUUUUAUAGUUAAAUUUUAAUAGAUUCAUACAAAAAAUCGUCAUUUUUAACGCUAUAAUGUGCUAUGCCAAAUACGGAACAUACUGUCAUACCAUUCUUUUAGAUGCUGGAACAUGUUCGAACAGAACCAUGGUCACGUAGCCGUCAAUGCCGGUCCAUCAUGUUUAGCCCCGAUGAGGUGGCCUUACAAACCACAUCAAGUGUUCUCGGACUGUGACAUUGAAUACGUGAACCAUUUAUAUAAUUGUCCACGAAGGCACAGAAAACAUUCCCCGAUUUGUCCUGCUGGGAACACUAUUAUGGCGUUACCACAGUAAGUUUUUUUAGAAAGUUAGCUUUUACUCUGAAAAAUCUGCAAUUGCCUUGCUUUGGAAACCAAAGAUUUAUUAUAAAAUUUUCAGACCCCCACCAGCAGAAACCCCCGAACCUCCAAUACCCCUACCCCCUCCAACAAAGAAAAAGGUUCGAUCAAAAACCAAAACCCAUACUCCCUUCCCACCACACAUUGAACUUCCUACUCCACCUCCAUUGCCUUCAUCUUCACCGCCAGCUCCACCAACACCACCAAUGGAACUAGAAGUCUUCACUCUCACCCCUACCCCCGACCCGCCUACUACAACAACUACCGAAGCUACUACUACAACGACUUUGGCGCCAACUACAGUAGAAGUAAUCAUAACUACAGUAGCUGAAGUUACGAAUGAACCAGCUAAUGUUGUUAGUACUACAACGGUACCAUUAACAGUACCUGUAGCUACAACUGAACAAACUUCAGAUUCUGGGCCAAGUGAGACUGGGGUAGUUAGUCCGAUGAGCUCCUAUCCGCCCACGCCUCAGCCAAUUACAGCUGAAAUUGUAGAUACUGUACUUGAAAUGACCACCGAGGUUCCAGUGGCUACAGAAGAGACUCAUGAACUGGUACCAAUAGUACAAACUACUCAUAUUAAGGCCAAAGUAACUACUCAAACAUUUGCUCCGAAGAAUCAAAUAGGUAUACGAGGAAAGAUAUCUCACAAAGAUGGGUUGAAAAGCUACAAAAUGAAGUCACUGCCUACGGAUAUGACUAUGGAUGAUAGACCGGUCGGGACUUGUGGGAGUCCGUGCAAUUAUACUGGUAAGUUUUAUAGUAACAUCAGUUAAAUAUAAACUAUUAUAUAGACUAGAACUUUAAGUUAGGGCCCUGGGCUAAAGCUCUGGGUUAGGGCUAUAAGCUAGGACUCUGAAUUAGGGCUAUGUGCUACGGCUCUGGGUUAGGGCUAGAGCUAAAGCCGAAAUUAGAAACAGUACUAUUAGAACUAAAACAAAGAUUAUGACCAAGACAAGAAGCAGGACUAGUACUAACACUAAGACUAGGAUUAGAACAAGAAAUAUAACUAAAACUACAACUAAAACUAGGACUAAAGCUAGAACAAAGACUAGAAUUAGAGUCCAAUACGUUAUAGUCUAUAGUAUCCACUAAUCAAAUUUUUCGACGUAAACCAAGAGCUCGUAUUUUACAAAAAAAAGUUUUUAACAAAUUUUCAUUAUUAUUUUUUCAGGAGGAGUCAUACCAUUGAGAAGGUCUUACAAUGACAAAAUGGGCAUAACAGAUCAUUUCUACACCGAAGACCUAGUAGAACAAAAGAAUAAGGUCCUCGAUGGUUAUUUAUUGCAAAGUAAGUUUAAAAUCACUAAAUCUGCGCAAAAUAUCAAUAAAAGCAGAGUAGAGGGCAACAUAUUCUUCUUUCUUCUAAACCGUAUAGAGUUCCGGCCGGGCCCAAUUUUUUAGACCAACUUAUUAAAUUUUGCUUCGGCUUGGUCUAGUAUUAUAGAACCCUCCUCCUUUUUAGUAUAUUCUCCUCCUUACUUUGUCUGCUUUAAAAUAAUUUUUUUAAUAAUUUUAAAUGGCCUUUAUGUCAAUUAAAAAAAUAAUAUUAAUUUAGCUCCAAUGGGAUUCAUCGGAAAAUCAUCAAACGACCCAACGUGUACUUGCUUAAGGCCGUUGUAUCGACUCUACAACGACUUUUUAAGUAAGUUGUUUUAAAUAAAUUUAUAUACAAAAUAUUUUUUUGUUUUUCAAAAUUUUUAACACUACUUCUCCCCCCCCCCUCCUCCCCCCGUCCCGCCUUUAUUAUAUUAAAAAGUUUUGAGAAAAUUUUGCAAAGUUAAUUUUUUUUUCAUUUUACCCGCCCCACUAAUUAAAAAGGCUUCCUAGCUUACAUUUAAAGCAACCAAGCCUAGUACAAUUUUCUGGUCCAGUCCUUUAGACUUUUUUUUAGAUUUUUGGCCCGGUUUUUAAAUUUUUUUAAAAUUUUUUUGCCCAUUCCAGAACCCCAUGUGCCGAUUUUGCUUUUUUUCGACCCUUACAAAUUUACUGUUACCCAGUCUACUCAGGCUUCUAGAGGGGAAAAGGAUGAGUUAGGGCCACCUCUAAUACGUUUUUUUUUCAAUUUGAUUAGUUUUGGCUUGAGGGUCAAGCUGAGCCAUAAUAUUUGUUCUCCCGCCCGGCCCGUUUAAACCUGGCCCGGUCUGACUCGCUUGACGUUUAAUCUAAGACGGUCCGGAAGCCAAGCCUAACAUUUUUUGUAAUGUCUACCUCUAACACGACCAUUAAUAUUAAAAAGGUUUUACCAACCUCUCCAAAUACUACCAUAACUCCCAAGAUAUGUUAAUAUUUUUGUGCAUUUGAAUGUGACAUCCUCAAUAAUGUAAAAAAACGCAUUUUUUAAUGUAAACAUUGAGAGAACAUCCCGUUUUCACACAUAACUCGUCGUAUUUUUAGAAGACCAUCUUCUCACGUCGCGCGAGCACGAAAAAGAAGUUGCAGAGCGGAUAUUGGGUUACAAGUACGAUAAGGUACUCGGGUUCUGUACGAAGGAACCGGGGUGUGGGGCUUACAUGCCACUUUAUCGGUUUUACAAUCCGAUUGCCAAAGGUGGGUUUGAAAUUUCAAAAAUAUUUUAAUAAGGUAGGGUAAGGCAGAACAUGAUUGAGGAGGGCAUUUCAAAAAAUAAUAGAGUAGGAUAUGGCAGAUCAUGAUUAAAUAUAGUGGAGCAGGGCAGGAUACAGUAGAAUAGGGCUAACCAUAAUAGAGUAGGGCAGAACGGGUCAUGGUAAAGCAAGGUAGGACAAGACACGAUAAGGUAUGCCAAGUCAUGGAAGAGUAAAGUAGGUCAUAACUAAAUUGUUUUUUUUUCACAGCUUCUAAAAUACGAAAAAAGAAGUUUUAUUUUCAGACCACUUGUACACAGUAGACGAGCAAGAGAUGCAAUACUACAAAAAGCAUCCUGAACAUGCCUAUGGCUUUGAGUAUAUUGAAUGUUAUGUUUGGAAACAACAACAAGUGGGGGCAGAUUGUCCACUACAAAACUUGGCCAUUAAUAAGGCUGAGAUGGCACAACUAGCUUUGAUGGGGUGGAGCAACUAA